Diutina rugosa is the source of this 1875-nucleotide messenger RNA. RefSeq names its product mannosyl-oligosaccharide 1,2-alpha-mannosidase (gene MNS1). The record is from RefSeq and is a predicted model, not a curated record. Gene Ontology annotation, molecular function: mannosyl-oligosaccharide 1,2-alpha-mannosidase activity; calcium ion binding. Gene Ontology annotation, biological process: N-glycan processing; carbohydrate metabolic process. Bases 1 to 1875 code for a protein of 624 amino acids. Gene Ontology annotation, cellular component: endoplasmic reticulum; membrane. The transcript has a single exon. NCBI's taxonomy places the organism in Eukaryota, Fungi, Ascomycota, Pichiomycetes, Serinales, Debaryomycetaceae.
AUGGUGGAUUCUGCUGGAUACGCCAACAGUCGGUGGAGAGCGAAAAAGGGAGAGCUCCCGUUGUACAAAGACAAACCGUCGGCAAACACACUUCAGUCGCGCAUUAACAUCAAGAUGUUGUUCAAGUGGUUUGUGGGGUCGCUUCUCGUGUGGUACGGCUACCAGUUCGUCAGCCACCGCGGGUUUAGCUUCCUCAGCACUAAGCCCAACUGGGCCCAGCGCCAGCAGCUGGUGAAGAAAGCAAUGUUGGACUCGUGGCACCACUAUGAGAACCACGGUUAUGGUUAUGACGAGUUCCACCCGAUCGCCGAGACGGGUCGGAAUAUGGGUCCCAAGCCUCUCGGGUGGAUGAUCGUCGACCUGAUUGACACGCUUAUGAUCAUGGGCGCCGACGACGAGGUGGCUCGGGCCAAAGCUUGGAUCAGAGACGAAUUGGACUACCACUUUGACUACAACGUCAACACCUUCGAAACGACUAUCCGCAUGUUAGGUGGCUUAAUCUCCGCCUACGAGUUGAGCAAAGAUGACGUCUACCUCGAUCGGGCCGUGGACUUGGCCAAUGCCUUGGUGGGCGCGUUUGACCUGCCUACGGGUAUCCCUUACGCCCUGGUCAACCUUGAAUCAGGUAAGGGCAUCCCCUCACACGUCGACGCCGGCGCGUCGCUGACGGCGGAAGUCGCCACCCUCCAACUUGAACUUAAGUACCUCGCCAAACUCACCGGUGAAGUGUUAUUCUGGGAAAAGGCUGAACGAGUGAUGCAAGUGCUCGAAGCCAAUAAGGCCAAAGACGGCUUGGUUCCCAUCUAUGUACAACCGGAUACGGGCAAGUUCCAUGGCCAGCUUAUCAGACUUGGUCUGCGCGGGGACUCCUACUACGAGUACUUGCUCAAACAAUACUUGCAGACCAACGAAAGCGAACCGGUGUACUGGGACAUGUACCGCGAGUCAGUGCAAGGUGUCAAGGACCACAUGGUGGCCCGUUCCAACCCUCUGGGUCUCACGUAUAUUGGUGAGCUUGAACGGGGCGUCGGUGGCCCUCUCACCCCGAAGAUGGACCAUCUCGUGUGCUUCUACGGUGGAUUACUUGCUUUAGGUGCCACCAAGGGUAAGACGGUUGCUGAAGCCAAACGCUCAGGCCAAUGGACGGAAGAAGCGGCGCUGGACUUCCAGUUGGGCGCCGACUUGACCUACCUGUGCUACCGGAUGUACCACGACAUGGACACGGGACUCUCGCCCGAGAUUGCCAUGUUCAACGAUGGUGAGCGCCAACAGGAUAUCUGGGUGAAGCCUCGUGACAAGCACAACUUGCAACGCCCCGAAACGGUGGAGCUGUUGUUCUACUUGUACCGCCUCACUGGCGACGACACCUACCGGCAAUGGGGGUGGGAGAUCUUCCAGUCGUUCUUGAAGCACACUCAGAUCCGUAAGCCCAACGGCGAGAUCUGCUUCUCGCUGAUUGACGACGUCACCGACGCCAAAAACCCCAAGUUACGCGACAACACCGAGUCGUUCUGGUGGGCCGAAACCCUCAAGUACUUGUACUUGUUGUUCGACGACACCAACCAGUUGCCGCUUGACGAGUACGUGUUCAACACCGAAGCCCACCCGUUCAAGCGGUUCGACAUGGGCAGCAUGUUUAAGACGGGGUGGAGACGUAAGAUCCCUGAAGACAAGGAGCCCGCGAUGCAAGAGCCGGCGGUGAAGAUCGAUAAGAAGAAGCCGCCAGUAGCUCAACCGGUGAACAAGCUGCCUCAAGAACAGGCUAAAGAGGCGGUGAAGGCGGACCCGGCCUUGGUGGAAAACAACAAGGAGAAGAUCAAGGAAGAGUUCAACCAAGCGAUCAAGGAGAAUCCCGAGAUUGUCGAGGAGCAGUAG